Molecule: messenger RNA, 3226 nt
Organism: Perca flavescens (yellow perch)
Lineage: Eukaryota; Metazoa; Chordata; Actinopteri; Perciformes; Percidae
Gene: nefma
Product: neurofilament medium chain a
Exons: 3
Coding region: 195-2954 (919 amino acids)
Biological process (GO): intermediate filament bundle assembly; axon development
Cellular component (GO): axon; neurofilament
Molecular function (GO): structural constituent of postsynaptic intermediate filament cytoskeleton
Source: RefSeq, a predicted model, not a curated record
CUCAGAUAUAAAAGGAGCAGGCAGUGGAGCUCUCAGUCGCUGUGAAUGCCAUACACCCCUCACCUGCACAUACACACACACACACACAUACACACAUAACACACAUACACCCCUAUAACACACUCGGCCUGCGCCUUCGCCCCCCUGCACCGUCCUCCCUUCAUUCCUGCUCACAUCCCCGGUAGUCUGACCGGAUGAGUUACCCGGUGGACACGGUAGGGAGCCCCUUCAGGAGAACUAUGGAUACUAGGACGACCGGCUACGGCUACAGCCGCUCCGGUGGCACCCCCUCCAGCGGCUUUCGCUCCCAGUCUUGGUCCCGGGCAAGCCCCGGCUCCACCAUGACCACGUCCUACAAGAGGAGCGUGAACAUGCCGGUGUCCCGAGCAUACGGCUCAACGGUGCUCAGCUCCGCCGACAGCGUUGAUUACAGUCAAACCUCUAUCCUGAACGGAGACUACAAGCGAUCUAGCGAGAAAGAGCAACUCCAAGGGCUCAACGACCGUUUUGCUGUUUACAUUGACAAGGUGCACUACCUGGAGCAGCAGAACACGCAGAUCGAGUCGGAGAUCCAGGCACUGCGGCAGAAGCAGGUGUCCCGCUCCCAGCUGGGCGACGUCUACGACCAGGAGCUGCAGGAACUUCGCUCCAUGCUGGAACAGAUCCACAACGACAAGGCGCAAAUCCAGCUCGACACCGACCACAUCGACGAGGAUAUCCAGCGGCUGAGGGACCGCUUGGACGAAGAGGCUCGCAUCCGGGAGGAGACAGAGGCCAUCAUCCGCGCCCUGAGGAAGGAAACCGGGGACUCGAAGUUGGUGAAGUCGGAGUUGGAUAAGAAAGUUCAGUCGCUGCAGGAUGAGAUCGCCUAUAUUCGCAACAACCACGAGGAAGAGGUGAGCGAGCUCAUCGCCCAGAUCCAGGAGUCUCAGGUGACCAUGAAGAGGCAAGACCUCCAGAAGACAGACAUCACCGAGGCUCUCCGGGAGAUCCGCUGCGAGCUGGAGGGCCACUCGAACCAGAACCUGCAGCAGGUGGAGAACUGGUUCAUGUGCCGCUACGCCAAACUCAGCGAGGCCGCGGAGCAGAACAAGGACGCCAUAAAGUCCGCCCGUGAUGAGAUAUCCGACUACCGCCGCCAGCUGCAGUCCAAGACGGUGGAGUUGGAGUCCGUCCGCGGGACAAGAGACUCGCUGGAGAGGCAGCUGAACGACAUCGAGGACCGCCACAACAGCGACCUGUCCAGCCUGCAGGAGACAAUUCACCAGAUGGAUAAUGAGCUCAAGAGCACCAAAUGGGAGAUGGCUCGUCACCUGCGCGAGUACCAGGACCUGCUCAAUGUCAAGAUGGCCUUGGACAUUGAGAUUGCUGCAUACAGGAAACUCCUGGAGGGCGAGGAGACCCACUUCAGCACUUUCCCUUAUCGCCAGACAGUCACCCCCACCAGAAUCUCUAAAUCAGAGCCUCCCAAGUUUAAGGUGCAGCACAAGUUUGUGGAGGAGAUCAUCGAGGAGACGAGGGUGGAAGACGAAAAGUCUGAAAUGGACCAGGCCCUGGAAGACAUAGCACAAGAGCUGUCUGCCACACUCGGAGGGGGAGGAGAUGAGGAAGACGAGGGGGAAGAGGGAGGAGAGGGAGAGGAAGAGGAAGCAGAGGGCGCAGGGGAAGAGGGAGAAGAGGGUGAGGGCGAGGAAGAGGAAGUUGUAGCCGCCACUGAAGCCAAAGUUAGCUCUAGUGCACCCGCUAAGGAGGAAGAGGAGGCGGAGGAGGAUGUAAAAGGUGGCGAUGAGGAAGAAGAGGGGGAGGGAGAAGGCGGUGAAGAAGGAGAGAAGGAAGAAGAAGGUAAGGGAGGGGAUAAGGAAAAGGGGGAUGAUGCAGAGGAAGGCGAAGAAGGAGAAGAGGGAGAUGAGGAAGUUGAGGAGACAGUAUUGUGCUCCAAAGCACCAGAGUCUAAAGCCACUCCUGACAAAGAGAAGGCCGGAGACAAAGAAGGAGAAGAGGAUGCUGGUGCCGAAGAGGAGGGCGGCGAUCAGGAUGAAGAUGCAGGCGGUGAGAAAGCAUCCAAAAGCGGAGAUGAGAAAGAGGAAAAAGAGGAUGCUGACAAAGGCAAAAAGGAUGAUAGUGAAAAAGACGAGAAGAAGGUAAAAGAUGAGAAAGCGGACGACAAAUCAGAAGAAGCUGUAGCCAAGACAGAAGCUCCGAAAACUGAGGCAUCAAAACCUGAUUCUCCAAAGCCUGCAUCUCCGAAGUCUGAGUCCCCCAAAGUAGGCUCACCAAAGUCGGAAUCCCCAAAACCUAGCUCCCCAAAAGUAGAGUCCCCUAAGUCAGAAUCCCCAAAACCUAGCUCCCCAAAAGUAGUGUCCCCUAAGUCAGAAUCCCCUAAACCUAGCUCCCCCAAAGCCGAGUCCCCUAAGUCAGAAUCCCCAAAACCUAGCUCCCCCAAAGCCGAGUCCCCUAAGUCAGAAUCCCCAAAACCUAGCUCCCCCAAAGCCGAGUCCCCUAAGUCAGAAUCCCCAAAACCUGAAUCUCCAAAAGCUGAAUCCCCAAAGACAGAGACCGCCAAGCCUGAGGCCCCUAUAGCUGCUGAAGAGAAAUCAGAGAAAAAGAGUGAUUCAACAGAUAAAAAGGUAGAAAAGAAGGAUGUAGCCAUGAACGGCGAUCUAGACAAGAGCAGCCCAGAAGAGAUAGAGAAGAAGGAUGAGGGGAAAGAAGGCGACGUGAUUGCUAACGGCGUGGACGAGAGCCCGUCCAAGGAAGAUGGCAGCCAGAAAGUGGUGAUCACCAAAACCGUGGAGACAAUCACCACCGGAGAGGACGGGUCCAAGCAUGUGACCAAAUCUGUCACUGUGACCGAGACGAUGAAGGAGGAGGUGGAGGAGGUGAUGCAGGUCUCCACCAAGAAAACCGAGAAGCACUCCACCCAGUCCAUCAAGCAGGUGACGGAGGCCGAAUGAGCAGACUCCAGGCGGCUGAUCUGUCCGAGAGGACACGAAGAAGGCAAGCAAAUCAACCCAGAACUAACAUAACAAAGGAAAUCAUACAGCUAGAGCGAUGUAAUAAAGAAAACCACUCUCAUACAAAACAAAUCAUACAGAGAAGCCAAAAUUUAAAUGCUACAAAUUUCAAAAAUGCAUGUUGAGGGACAGCUUUAAAGAGGCUUCGCAACAGACGUGUCAGGAGCAAGCGACUGAGACAUUUUAUCUUCUUUUUCUUUCUUUCUGCAGUU